AUGUAUUCAUCCAUUAGAGAAUCCCCACAAAGACAUGACACAAGGUCUUUUGUCUAAGAAAUUGAGUUCUUAAAGGCCAAGUGUGUAGAAUUAGAAACAGAGAACAGACUGUUGUUUGAAGAAUAAUAGUAAUUGUAGAGAAGAGCCCAUGACAUCGUAACGAAUGAUGCCAACGUGGAAUCCUAUAUUAAAGAAAACAAUAUGUUGUAGACUGAAAAUGAGAAACUCAUCAAGUUAUCAAGGUAGAGAAAAACCGAUGCUGACUUAUGGAAAUCCAAAUACGAAAAUCAAUUGCAAUAGAUAUUGUAGAUGAAGUCCAAUUAUGAGUUCGAAAUCAAGCAACUCAAUGCUGAAUUACAAAAAUUAGGGGCUGUCCUAUCUCAGGCAGAAGCAGAAAGACAACGACAAUUAGUUGGAAUAUCUGGAUAGAUCGAGAGUUAAUCCAAUCAAGAUUUCGAGAAUCUCAAGAAGGCUGCUAAUUUGCAAACAGAAAUAAGUGAGAGUCAGAUUAGAAAACUAAGAGAUCACAUUGAAGAAUAAAACAAUGAAAUCAGUGAUCUUCAAUAAAAGAUAUUGAGAUAAAAAACUGAAGACGAUAUUUAAAUUGAAAGAUUGUUGAAAGAAAAUGAACUACUUAGAGUAAAGAUUCACUAACAAGAAUCAGAAAAGCAGAGAGAGUUAGAACAUUUGAAUGAUAAUCUAAACAACUUCUCAUAACAAUAGAUUUAAUUAUUGAAACAUGAAUUCGCUAGAUAAUCAGACGUUUAGCAAUGCGAAAUUGAUAAACUUAAGGGAUUGCUUGAGAUUAAGAAUGCUGAAAUUGAAACAUUACUUGGAUAAAAUGCUAAAAAUAAGUAAAUGUUUGAAGAUUAAAUUAAUGAUUUGAGAACUGAGAUCUAAAUCUUAAAGUAGAAACUAUUGGAUUAAGAAAGAUAAGCCAGGUUGAUUCUUGAGACUUCUCUCAAAGAUCAAUAGAACCAGCAUUAAAGAGAUUAGGAUACAUUGAAAACUUACUAUUAAACAUAAAUCAAUAAUUUGGAAAAAGAGAUUAAUGAUUUGAAGGGAAUCAUUGAACACAAAAAUCAAUAGAUAUAAAUCUAAAUUGAUGAGAAGAAUAUUCAAAGACAACAACUUGAAUAACUAAUUAUUGAUCUAAGAAGAGAGAUUGAAAAUCAAAAAUUGAUUACUUUUGAAUAGGAAAAGUAAAAGAACAAUGAAAUCAAUGAAUUAGAUGAUCAAUUCUAAAAAUCAACAGCUCUUCUGAAUGAGAAUAUUGAUUAAUAGAAAUUGUAAAUACUAUUUUUGGAAGGUGAAAUUGAAAGACUUAAAGAAAUGUUAUCACAAAAAACAAAAGAUUAAGAAUCUUUAAUUGCUUAAUUUAAUUUGCAUAAGAGAUAAUUAGAGGAUGACAUCAGAAGAUUGAAAGAUGAGAUUCAUUCUUUGAAAUAAGAAAUACUGUCAAUAACAAGUUCUAAGAAUUAGGAAAUCCAAGACCUUUAAUCAAAGAAUGAUAGAGUGACUAUUCAAUAUAGAGAAAAGCUCAGAUAAAGUGAUAUCUCCUCAGAACAAUAGCUACUAGAAAUUAAAAGAUUAAGAGAGGCUCUCUCAGUCAAAGAAUAGGAUAAUGAAAAUCUAGCAAAUCAAAGAAAUCUUUUAGACAAAGAUUUAAGGAGAGCAAGAGAUGAUAUCGAACAAUUUAAAUAGAGAUAGUUGGCUUUAGAAAAAGAGAAGUUUACACAAUUGGAAGAUCUGAAAAAUAAAUUGGAAGCCUCCAAUUCCUAUUAGAUUAGUAAUUUGAAAGCAGCUUACAAUACAUAAAUCAGUGUAUUGACUGAAGAGAAUGCUCAUCUGAAGUAGCAAAUCGACUAAAGAAGAAUGUAUGAUUCCACUGUUAGACUGUGACUUUAUUAUAUUUAUUAUGAGAUUUCUGAAAUUUUCAUUUA
Paramecium tetraurelia is the source of this 1943-nucleotide messenger RNA. RefSeq lists its product as uncharacterized. Lineage: Eukaryota; Ciliophora; Oligohymenophorea; Peniculida; Parameciidae. The record is from RefSeq and is a predicted model, not a curated record. The transcript has 2 exons.